Messenger RNA from Quercus lobata, 2371 nucleotides. Its product is annotated as U-box domain-containing protein 19-like. Bases 90 to 2132 code for a protein of 680 amino acids. The record is from RefSeq and is a predicted model, not a curated record. Lineage: Eukaryota; Viridiplantae; Streptophyta; Magnoliopsida; Fagales; Fagaceae. The transcript has a single exon. Gene Ontology annotation, molecular function: ubiquitin-protein transferase activity; protein binding. Gene Ontology annotation, biological process: protein ubiquitination.
AGAUAAAAACAGAGAAACAUCUAUGUUCUUAAAACAGAGUAAAAACAGAGCAAAACCAGAGCUCCCCUGUUUUUAAUUCUCAAAUUGCUAUGAUUCAAAGUUUCAGUCGGAAUGAUCGCCGGGUUUUGAAGCUUCCGGCGGUUCACCCUUGUGAAGGUGUAUCCCCACAGACGCUUUUGAGCUCUUUGAUCACUCUCUCAAGCAGCAUAUGCAAUUACCAAUCCAAGUUCUUUGCUACACAGCGUCGAAAUGCCAGAGAAACAAUUCGUGAAAUCGGGAUUCUUCGUAUGUUUUUCGAGGAAAUUCAAGACCGGAGUUUAACAUUAUCUUAUUCCAGUGUGCUCUGCUUCUCUGAGCUCCACCUUACAUUCCAGAAAAUUCAGUUCUUAUUUGAAGAUUGCACGCGGGAAGGCGCUCGGCUUUGGAUGCUAAUGAAGUCCGAAUUUGUCACCACGCAAUUCCGGGUGCUUAUACGGGAGGUAGCAACAGCUCUUGAUGUUAUGCCGUUGAAUUUGAUCGAUGUUGGUGAGGAAGUGAAGGAAUUUGUUGAAUUAGUAGCUAAGCAAGCGUCGAAGGCCAAGUUUGAGCUCGACCCAGAUGACGAACAGAGAGCAAGACUAGUUCUUUCAAUAUUGAAUCAGUUUGAGAAGGGAAUUGAGCCAGAGUUUCAAGCUAUAAAGCAGGUUCUUGAUUAUCUUGGUAUUAAGAGAUGGAGUGAUUGCAACAACGAAGUCAAAUUCUUGGAAGAACAAAUUGGCUUCCAAUGCUCUGACUCCGAUGAGAAAGAGGUUCCAUUUCUAGGCAGCUUGGUGGGGUUCAUGAACUACUGCAGGGCAGUGGUGUUUGAAGAACUGGAUUAUCGAAACGCCAAUCAAAUGGUCAAUUCGGAGACGAUAGGUUGCUUGAAUCCUGAGGACUUUCGGUGUCCAGUUUCGCUGGAGCUAAUGAUUGAUCCAGUUACUGUAUCGACUGGUCAGACUUAUGAUCGUUGUUCAAUUCAGAAAUGGCUCAAAGCUGGAAAUAUGCUCUGUCCCAAAACAGGGAAGAGGCUAACAAACACGGAGUUGGUCCCCAAUACCUCACUCCGAAAGCUUAUCCAGCAGUUCUGCAAUGACAAAGGCAUUUCGCUUGCCAAGUCAAGAGGCCAGAGUCAUGACAUAACAAGGACUAUUGCACCGGCUAGUCCCGUGGCCGCGGAAGCUAUGAGGUUCCUUUCUAAAUUUCUUGCUAGAAAGCUGGUUUUUGGAACAAGUGAGCAGAAAAACAAGGCUGCUUAUGAGAUUCGUUUGCUUGCAAAAUCGAACAUUUUCAAUCGAUCUUGUUUGAUAGAAGCCUGCACAAUCCCGUCUUUACUAAACCUUUUGUCUUUGAACAACAUGUCAACCCAGGAGAAUGCUAUUUCAGCCUUGUUGAAGCUCUCAAAGCAUACUAUUGGCAAGAGAGAGAUAAUUGAAAAUGGGGGAUUGAGACUAAUUCUCGAGGUGCUUAAAAAAGGGCUGAGUUUAGAAGCGAAGCAGACAGCGGCUGCCACAUUGUUUUACCUUUCUUCAGUGAAGGAGUACAGGAAAUUGAUCGGAGAAGAACCUGAGGCAAUCCCAGGUUUAGUAGAGCUUAUCAAGGAAGGGACUAGUUGCGGAAAAAAGAAUGCUGUGGUUGCAAUUUUUGCUCUUCUUUUAUCACCCAAGAACAGUAAAAGAGUGCUUGAAGCUGGGACUGUUCCAUUGCUGAUUGAUAUUUUAGCUUCUUCAGACAAAGCCGAGCUUGUCACAGACACUUUAGCAGUUAUUGCAUCACUGGCUGAGAAUGCUGAGGGUGCAGUGGCUAUUCUUCAAACUUCUUCUUUGCCUCUAAUCACUAAAACUUUGCAGUGUUCCACAUCAAAGGCAGGGAAAGAGUAUUGCAUUUCAACUUUGCUAUCGUUGUGUACCAAUGGUGGAGUAGAGGCUGUUGCUGUUUUAGCCAAGGACCCUUCUCUAAUGGCUUCUUUGUAUGCAAAUUUAACAGAUGGAAACUCUCAUUCAAGCAAGAAAGCUCGCUCACUCAUGAAAAUUCUGCAUAAUUUUCAUGAGACAAGCACUUCUGAAUUGAUGGCUUCUGCAGUUCCACACGAACGAUCUGUUCACGUUUGGUAGAUUUAGUUAAAUUUUCCCAUAAAUUUUUCCUAUGCGUUCUUGUAAAUACACACAUCCAAUUCUGGUGUGAGAAUGUUUGAUUUAAUUCUUUUGGCUUUUCAUUUUAAAUGUAUGAAAUUAGCUCAGUUUUUUCAGAAGCUAAUUUCUAUGUCAGCCUUUGUUUUUAUACCAGGCAUACAUGUAAUCUUUGAUUCUUUGUAAUGAUAAAUAAAAUGGUGUGAGAAAAUUUAUGAGGAUUA